GACGAUGCGAGCAGGGAUGCUGCACUUCGUUUUUGGAAGCUUGAUGCCAUGCGGGCGCACUUCUCAGAAGAGCUCUGCUCUUAUCCAGCAGCGAGGGAUUUCGCGCGCUUCAUUUUCUGGUUUCUAAUCGGGAUUCUUGUGGAUUUGGGGUUGGAAGAGCUGUCCGCGGGCGGAAAUCUCUUUGAGCUCUUACAGUCGCUGUGGCUGAUGUGGCAAGCCAGCGCAGUGAUUGUUGCUCUUUACAUCAAGAACUGGUGGCUACUAGGCUUUGGUGUCGGGGGCGCAUUUUGCCUCCUGGAGCGGGAUGUGCGAGUUGAUCGUCCAUGGGAGAACUGCAUCAACGACUACUUGCCUUUGGCAUACAGCGUCAAUCAGAGAUUUGCGCAAUGUUUGGGACCGAUUGUGGCCUUGUGGUUUGUUUUGACAUCCCGCGCUUUAGACCGGCUGUAUGAAAUAGUUUCUCCCAGUGCGGACAUCAAAGAUAGCUGCAACUACAAAGCAUCCUGGAAAACAUGGAGGAAUGGCAUGUUGUACGCCAUUUUGGGCAGAGAUGUCGAACAUGAAGGUGCUUUGGGCUUUUUCAUGAGAUAUAAACUUCCCCGAGUGCUGAAACUGGCAGUUCGCAGGGAGCAUGGUGAUGAGUCGACUUAUCCUACUUUGUUGCUCAAUUUUUACAAAGGACAUCACUCCAUGAAGGUAGGAGCUCAACAAGAGGGCGGCCAGCAGCAUUCUGACUCUGAAGAUUCGGAUCCUGAGAAAGGAUGGGAGAAGGAACCUGACCUGGCGCCCUUUAUAGAGGAUGACGAUUCCAUCCGGGGUGAGGAUGUUGCAGUUGUAGUAGAGGCUGAAUUGAUGGGCGACACUGUGGCAUUAAUCUACAGCUCUCAGGGCCAUCAUCUUGUCACAAAGUUGAAGAGAAAUAAUGACAACACCAUCACCUUCACCGUGGACAGCAAAGGGCAGUACAAGCGUAUUGAUGAAGCCUUGGGGUCUCGAGCCAUACUCCUCUUGGUCUUUGGCCGCGGUGCCGACAACCGGCGCAAAAGGCCAAGGAAGCCAAUCCUUCUAGAAACCACUGCAUCUUCCUACAAGCGAGGCUCGCAACAUUUAGAUGCAAGCAAGAAGCGUGAAAAGGAAUGCUUUCGGAAGAGCUGUGUUGUUCCCACGGUCUUUUUGCAGGCUGCUGGUCCUGUUUUAAUCUUGCUUGUCCUGAUCCUGGUGAAUCCAUGGGGCAUCGGAGGCUAUGGAAGUAUCAUGCUUUUGAUUCUUCCAGACCUAGCCGAAGUGUUCUUGUACAAUCAGACUCAUCAAAGGGACGACCCAAUGACUGUGGGCAAUGAAACCACAUUGAGUCGGGAGCAAGAAGUGAUGAGCCGCUGGCAGCAAGGUUGGGAGUGCGUAUCCAAUCACAACUCCUUCUUGGCACGUUUGGCUCUGUGGGAGUCUACAUUUUUCCUGGGCGGCUGUACGCUCAUUUUGCUGGUCUGCUGCUGGCACCUCAAGGUUGCGGAUCAGUCGCUUGCUGCCCUGACGGAUUUGCUGCAUAUUUCGCAAAGAAGGGACAAGCGGAGUCAAGCAAUCUUGUUGUACCGGCUCCACGAGAUCCGUGCCAAGAUCAGCAACAAGAGGUGCUUGGAAUUCCAUGCCGAGAACGCACUCCCUGACCGUCUUGAACCUGAUCCCUCCUUUGCUUGGUGGUUUGAGACGCGUGCGGCGGUCUUUUCGGACAUCAAUCUGAACUUGGAAAAGCGGAAACCAAUCAUUUUUCUCUGCUUUGCUGGAGAGUUGGUGCUAAUCGUCCUGACGAUGUUGGCAUCUUUCUAUCACGAGGAGGACUUUGUGCUGACUUGCUAUGCAGCAGUCUAUGGUAUCGGCCUGGGAAUCUUCAUGCUGAUUUUCAUCUUCCUGGGUAGCCAGGUGAAUUGGAAGCUGCAGUCGGGGGUCGAAAAGCUCCAGAAGCUGACCGAGCAGCCUCCGGUGGGUUCUCCAGAAAGCUCGCCUCUGAGGGCGAAAGGACCAGAUCAAGCAAAUCCAUCAAGAACACCAGAGCAUGUGCCUCGAACACCAGCAGCGGAACUUUCAGUGCGGAAUCAGUUCCUGCGCUAUGAAGAGGAGCAUCCCUCUCGGCUUCAAUUCCUGGGCUUCAGCUUCAGCAUGAACUACUUCUCUGCCUUUGCCGCCCCCUUAGCCACAAUGGCUGGCACUGUGGGCUUUGGGAUUUUGCAGCAUACUUUGAAGCCUUACCUGAAGAGCUUGAGCUAG
Messenger RNA from Durusdinium trenchii, 2262 nucleotides. The record is from the annotation of a GenBank genome assembly. Lineage: Eukaryota; Dinophyceae; Suessiales; Symbiodiniaceae.